GCUCCACGUGAGGAGAACAUCCGGGUCCUGAGCCGGGCCGGCGGCAGCGUGAGCGGUGGUGACUGUGCGGCGAGGCGCGGAGCGAUGCCGCGGGCCAAAGGCAAGGCAGCGGCGGCGACGACGACGACCGUCGAGGAGUGGGUGGACGGUGACGAGCCGCCGGCACCCCCGCCGGAAGUCCUGAAAAAAGGUAAAAAAGACAAGAAAGCCAAGAAAUCGUUCUUUGAAGAGCUGGCGGCAGACGAGAAGUCAGUGAAAACAGAAGAGCCAGUUGUCAUAGAGCAGCAGCAACAAAAGAAAAAGCGUGACAAAAAGAAAGAACGAAGCAAGAAGAAGAAGGAUGACGACGAUGGUGACAAUGCUGUGAUUGAGAAGCUAAACAAACUUUCAGUACAGGCCAGUGAUGAGGAUGAGGAGGAGGAGGAGGAGGAUGAAGUGAUAAAACCAGCGCGAGGCUCCAAAAAGUUGGGUGGCAAUGUCUUUGCAGCACUUUGUCUAGAGCAGAGUGAAGAUGAAGAUGAUGAUGAAGAGGAGAAGCAGCAAACCAAGAAGGAGAAAAAUCUGAAAAAUAAGCCUGUGCCUGAGGAAGAUGACAAGAAGCAAAGUAAGAAAAGCAAGAAGAAUGAACGAGGAAAAGCAAAAGAGCAAAAGGUAACAUCAGAAGAUGAGGACGAGGAUAAAGCAAGUAAAAAGAGCAAAAUAACUGAGAAAUCAAAAGCAAGGCAAAGGGCGCUUUCUGACGAUGAUGAAGAUGAGGAUGAAAAGUGGACGAAAAAGGGAAAACAUGCUAAAACAAAAGGAAAGCAAAAGGGUAGCAGUGCCAUUACUGUGAAGCAGACUGAUGGAGGAGGAGGAAUGCAUAAAGAAGAAUCAAAGCCCCAGGGAGGGAAAGGAAAGCCUGCUAAUUCCUUUAGUGCCUUGGAUGUGGAGGAUGAUGAGGAGGAGCUGGACGAGGAUGAAGAAGAGAGUUCUAAGGGCGAAGGAAAAGUUAAGAAUGAAGAUGAUGUGGAUGAAGUGGAGGAGGAAGGAAAGGGAGAAAACAAAAAGGCAGCAGAUGACAAAUAUGCUAAUUUAAGUAAGAAAGAGAAAAAGAAAAUGAAGAAACAGAUGGAAUUUCAACGGCAAGUGGACAUACUAAAAGCUUCAAAUGAUGCGGAGGGUGACUUCUCUGUGUCACAAGCUGAGCAGUCAUCAAGACAAGCAAUGCUGGAGAACGCAUCAGAUAUCAAGCUGGAAAGGUUCAGCAUCUCAGCUCAUGGGAAAGAACUGUUCGUCAAUGCUGACUUGUACAUUGUGGCUGGGAGAAGAUAUGGUCUGGUUGGACCUAACGGCAAGGGUAAGACAACACUGUUGAAACACAUCCAGAAUAGAGUACUGAACAUCCCACCCAACAUUGACGUGCUCCUCUGUGAACAAGAGGUGAAGGCUGAUGACACAGCAGCAGUCGAUGCCGUCCUGAAAGCCGAUACAAAGAGGCUGAAGCUUCUGGAAGAAGAGCGCCAGCUCCAGAGUCUCUUAGAAAAAGGCGAUGACCGCGCUGGUGAAAGACUGCAGAAGGUGUACGAGGAGCUGCGUGCCACGGGUGCUGCUGCUGCGGAAGCUAAAGCCCGCCGAAUCCUGGCAGGUUUGGGUUUCACUCCCGAGAUGCAGAACCGGCCCACCAAGAAAUUCUCUGGAGGCUGGAGAAUGCGUGUCUCUCUGGCUAGAGCCUUGUUUAUGGAGCCAACGUUACUGAUGUUGGAUGAGCCCACAAACCAUCUGGACCUUAAUGCGGUCAUCUGGCUUAACAACUAUCUGCAAACCUGGAAGAAGACGCUGCUCAUUGUGUCCCACGACCAAGGUUUCCUGGAUGAUGUCUGCACAGAUAUCAUUCACCUGGACAUGCAGAAGCUCUUUUACUACAGAGGGAACUACAAUACCUUUAAGAAGAUGUACCAGCAGAAACAAAAGGAACAGCUGAAACUCUAUGAGAAACAAGAGAAAAGGCUUAAAGAUCUGAAGGCAGGCGGCAAAUCGACCAAGCAGGCAGAAAAACAAACCAGGGAGGCACUAACACGCAAGCAGCAGAAAUGCCGGAAAAAGAACACAGACGAGGAGUCAAAUGAAGCUCCUGAGCUUCUGAAAAGACCCCGGGAGUAUACAGUGAAGUUUACAUUCCCAAAUCCGCCUCCGCUGAGUCCCCCUAUCCUAGGACUUCAUGCUGUAGAUUUUGCAUAUGAAAACCAGAAGCCAAUUUUCAAGAACCUGGACUUUGGUAUUGACAUGGAUUCCAGGAUUUGUAUCGUGGGACCCAAUGGAGUUGGGAAGAGUACGCUGCUGCUGCUGCUCAGCGGAAAGUUGACCCCUACCAUGGGUGAACAGAGAAAAAAUCACAGGCUGAAAAUAGGAUUCUUCAACCAGCAGUAUGCAGACCAGCUCAACAUGGAGGAGACAGCAACGGAGUACCUCAUGAGGAAUUUCAACCUACCGUACCAGGACGGGCGGAAAUGUCUUGGACGCUUUGGCCUGGAGAGCCAUGCCCACACCAUCCAGAUCAGCAAGCUCUCUGGUGGUCAAAAAGCGAGAGUGGUGUUUGCAGAACUGGCCUGUCGACAGCCUGACGUCCUGAUUCUGGAUGAACCUACAAACAAUCUGGACAUAGAAUCCAUUGAUGCUUUGGCUGAUGCAAUUAAUGUCUACAAAGGAGCUGUCAUAAUUGUGAGCCACGACGCCCGGCUAAUCACCGAGACCAAUUGUCAGCUGUGGGUGGUGGAGGAGCAGACCAUCAACCAGAUUGAUGGUGACUUUGACGACUACAAGCGCGAGGUGCUGGAAGCACUGGGAGAGACCAUUAACCGCAAGCACCAGAAGGACUGAGCCUGCGGUGC
Mobula hypostoma (lesser devil ray) is the source of this 2867-nucleotide messenger RNA. RefSeq names its product ATP-binding cassette, sub-family F (GCN20), member 1 (gene abcf1). NCBI's taxonomy places the organism in Eukaryota, Metazoa, Chordata, Chondrichthyes, Myliobatiformes, Myliobatidae. Gene Ontology annotation, molecular function: ATP hydrolysis activity; ATP binding. The record is from RefSeq and is a predicted model, not a curated record. Bases 85 to 2856 code for a protein of 923 amino acids. The transcript has 28 exons.